CAUACCCUUCUUACCUUCCUAACUCUGCCUUUUGACUCUCUUCACAUUCUACUCCCCCCUCCACUUCUCCUAUCUUCUUUCUCUUCAGAAAAUGGAACCCCAAGAACUGAACUUUUAGACCCAAAAAACCUCCAUUAAAGCUAAAAAAGCUCCAAUCUUUGAAGAUGAAACCUCACAACAGUGCUAUGUACCAACACCAUUUUAGCUUAAACAAGAUUUUCUUGCUCAGUUUUUCUCUACAACCACUCUUUAUUCUCCUCCUCAUAAUCUUCUUUCUCCCUCCUGCUUCACCUGCUUCUGUCAAUGGCCUGUUCAAAGACUCUCAACAGCUUCUCUCCUUUAAAUCCUCACUUCCCAAUACACAAACUCAGCUUCAGAACUGGUUGUCGUCUACAGACCCUUGUAGUUUCACUGGUGUUUCAUGCAAGAACUCUAGAGUUUCCUCUAUAGAUCUUACCAACACUUUUCUAAGUGUUGACUUCACUUUGGUCUCUUCCUACUUACUUGGCCUCUCAAAUUUGGAGUCUUUAGUGUUAAAGAAUGCUAAUCUUAGUGGUUCUUUAACUUCUGCUGCUAAAUCCCAAUGUGGGGUUUCUUUAAACUCUAUAGAUCUAGCUGAAAACACAAUUUCAGGGCCUGUUUCUGAUAUCUCUAGCUUUGGUGCUUGUUCAAACCUUAAGUCUCUUAAUCUUUCCAAGAAUUUAAUGGACCCUCCUUCUAAAGAACUUAAAGCUUCAACCUUUAGCCUCCAAGAUCUUGAUCUUUCUUUUAACAAUAUCUCAGGUCAAAACUUGUUUCCUUGGCUUUCAUCUAUGAGGUUUGUUGAGCUUGAGUACUUUUCUGUCAAGGGUAAUAAAUUAGCUGGAAAUAUUCCUGAGUUGGACUUCACGAAUUUGUCAUAUUUGGAUCUUUCUGCUAAUAAUUUCUCAACUGGUUUCCCUUCAUUCAAAGAUUGUUCCAAUUUGGAGCACUUGGAUUUGUCCUCCAACAAGUUUUAUGGUGAUAUUGGUGCUUCACUUUCUUCAUGUGGGAAGCUCAGUUUUCUCAACCUUACAAAUAAUCAGUUUGUGGGGUUAGUCCCUAAGCUACCAAGUGAAAGCCUACAGUUUUUGUACUUAAGAGGGAAUGAUUUUCAGGGUGUUUUUCCAAGCCAACUUGCUGAUUUGUGUAAAACUUUAGUGGAAUUGGAUUUGUCUUUCAAUAAUUUCUCAGGUUUGGUUCCUGAGAAUCUUGGUGCAUGUUCUAGUUUGGAGUUUCUUGAUAUUUCCAACAAUAAUUUCUCUGGUAAGUUGCCUGUUGAUACCCUCUUGAAGUUGAGUAAUUUGAAGACUAUGGUAUUGUCAUUCAAUAAUUUUAUUGGUGGUUUACCCGAGUCUUUCUCCAACUUACUGAAAUUGGAGACUUUGGAUGUGAGUUCUAAUAAUAUCACAGGGUUUAUUCCUUCUGGUAUUUGUAAAGAUCCUAUGAGUAGCUUGAAAGUGUUGUACCUUCAGAAUAAUUGGUUUACAGGCCCUAUACCUGACAGUCUAAGCAACUGUUCUCAGUUGGUGUCACUUGAUCUUAGCUUUAAUUACUUGACUGGGAAAAUACCAUCUAGUUUGGGG
Molecule: messenger RNA, 1604 nt
Organism: Nicotiana tabacum (common tobacco)
Lineage: Eukaryota; Viridiplantae; Streptophyta; Magnoliopsida; Solanales; Solanaceae
Source: RefSeq, a predicted model, not a curated record